CCCACUGCUCCGCCCCCUGGCAGACGAAAGACAUCGUCCAGGUCUGAGCACAGAAGGGGAUCUGCCCAUUUGGCUUAUUGCUCCAAGUCAGCAGUGCAGUAGAGGAAUCCAUUGGCCAUCCAGGCAAGCCCUCCCUGCUCACCAAGAUGUCAGUGGUGCGAAGGAAGUUUGGUGAUGACUACCAGGCCGUAGUGGGCGGCCCGGCGGCCCGGCGGAAGCGCCAGCGCUUUGUGGACAAGAACGGGCGCUGCAACGUCCAGCACGGCAAUCUGGGCAGUGAGAACAGCCGCUACAUCUCAGACCUCUUCACCACCUUGGUGGACCUAAAGUGGCGCUGGAACCUGCUCAUCUUCUUGCUGACCUACACCGUUGCCUGGCUGGUCAUGGCCUCCAUGUGGUGGGGGAUCGCUUACCUGCGCGGCGACCUGGAGAUGCCCCACAGUGCCAAUCAAGGCCACAGCCCCUGUGUGGCCAACGUCUACAACUUCCCCUCAGCGUUCCUCUUCUUCAUCGAAACAGAGGCCACCAUUGGCUACGGGCACCGCUACAUCACCGAGCGCUGCCCAGAGGGCAUUGUGCUUUUCCUGUUCCAGUCCUUGCUGGGCUCAGUGGUGGACGCCUUCCUGAUAGGAUGCAUGUUCAUCAAGAUGUCGCAGCCCAAGAAGCGCGCCGAGACCCUCAUGUUCAGCCGUGCCGCUGUCAUCUCGCAGCGGGACGGGAAGCUCUGCCUCAUGUUCCGGGUGGGCAAUCUACGCAACAGCCACAUGGUCUCGGCUCAGAUCCGUUGCAAACUCAUUAAGUCACGACAAACACCAGAAGGUGAAUUCCUGCCUUUAGACCAAUGCGAGCUUGAUGUUGGAUUCGGAACUGGGGCUGACCAACUGUUCCUCGUUUCUCCUCUCACCAUCUGCCAUGAAAUCAAUGACAAGAGCCCCUUUUUUGCCCUCUCCCAAAGAUCACUAAGGAGCGAGCAGUUUGAGAUUGUUGUCAUCCUGGAAGGCAUCGUGGAAACAACAGGAAUGACAUGCCAAGCCAGGACUUCGUACACAGAAGAUGAAGUCCUCUGGGGCCACCGAUUCCUCCCAGUGAUGUCGCUGGAAGAUGGCUUUUUCCGUGUCGAUUAUUCCCAGUUUCAUGGGACGUUUGAGGUACCGACUCCGCCAUACAGUGUGAAAGAGCAGGAGGAGAACCUAGCUCUCCCAUCGCCAUGGAACACCCCAACGGGGAGCAACAGGAGCAGAAGGGAAAAGAUCUCCUCCCUGGACUGCCUCGAUCUUUUUGAAGAGAAAAGCAGCCGGCUUCCCAGCAAACUCCAAAAGAUUUGCUCCGGGAAGGGGGAUCUCCAAAGAGGAGUCCUCAGUCUCUGCUCUGCCAAUGUUGAGAAAACAUGCAGCACCGGCGACCUCCUGAGGAUCCAGCAAAUCAGUUCGGUUUGCAGCAUUGAGGACGGGGGUGAAAAGAUUCAGUCGACAGCCUUCAAAACCAAAUCAGAGUUACUGGCUCGGUCCACCGGCAACCUGGAACUCCAGCAGAGGUUUCCUCCAGCCCCACACACCUUGGGGGUGAAGCUAGAUGAUAACUUGCCUGCCAAACUACGGAAAAUGAACUCGGGGCUCCUCUCCUAAGCACCAGCUGACCCCACAAUGGGAUGCGAUUGCAUUUUAAACUUCUGGAUUUCUCGGGUUGCUACGGUGAAGUGCAGGAGUGUGGAAGCGAUGCGAACAGCCCCCUGCAGACCACUGGCCGGACUGUCUGGGCAGAUGUUGGAGUUCAGCAACACUGGGGGUCUGUAGGUUUCCCACAUCUGGUGAAGAUGUUCUUGCAUCAGGCACUAUGUCAACCCAGUUUAAAGUAAAAUAAAACCAUACCUUCAACCAUCAAUAAA
Varanus komodoensis (Komodo dragon) is the source of this 1885-nucleotide messenger RNA. RefSeq names its product G protein-activated inward rectifier potassium channel 1-like. Gene Ontology annotation, biological process: regulation of monoatomic ion transmembrane transport; potassium ion import across plasma membrane. The coding region runs from base 147 to 1625 and encodes 492 amino acids. NCBI's taxonomy places the organism in Eukaryota, Metazoa, Chordata, Lepidosauria, Squamata, Varanidae. The transcript is spliced from 3 exons. Gene Ontology annotation, cellular component: plasma membrane. The record is from RefSeq and is a predicted model, not a curated record. Gene Ontology annotation, molecular function: G-protein activated inward rectifier potassium channel activity.